Molecule: messenger RNA, 500 nt
Organism: Nicrophorus vespilloides
Lineage: Eukaryota; Metazoa; Arthropoda; Insecta; Coleoptera; Silphidae
Exons: 2
Coding region: 67-450 (127 amino acids)
Source: RefSeq, a predicted model, not a curated record
GCGAAACAGAUUCAUACUGAAACAAUCACUGUCCACUACGUUUCACUGAUUUACAAUAAAACGAAAAUGAUCAAGCAAAUGAUCUUUCUUGGAUUAAUAGCAUUUGCUGUUUCUUAUCCGCACAUCGAUGCUAAUGCAGAAGACGCCGAAGCAUACGGAGCGCAGGUUUUCAGAAACGAAGAGCAGAUUUUCCGGCCUAGAAGAUUUGUAGGUCACGUGAACCGUCCGAGGCCAGGACAGACGUGGUCUCCGCCGAAUCCUAAACCUCAAGGACCACAGACUUCUAUCAAUCCAAGCAUUAACACCAACAAAGCUGGCACCACCAAUGUCGGUGUCGAUGUCAAGCACGAAAGACCAGGUGCUAAAAUCCAAGCACACAUUGAUCAGAACGUUAAGGGGCCAGGAAAAUCCGGAAAACCUAACUGGAACGUACAUGCUCAGAUCGAUUAAACUGUUUUUUUUUUGUAUUAAUGUUUAAUAAAGAUAUAUAUUUUCCUUAA